Messenger RNA from Theileria parva strain Muguga, 2938 nucleotides. RefSeq names its product Coatomer WD associated region family protein. Gene Ontology annotation, cellular component: COPI vesicle coat. Bases 38 to 2905 code for a protein of 955 amino acids. Gene Ontology annotation, molecular function: structural molecule activity; protein binding. Lineage: Eukaryota; Apicomplexa; Aconoidasida; Piroplasmida; Theileriidae. The record is from RefSeq and is a predicted model, not a curated record. The transcript is spliced from 6 exons. Gene Ontology annotation, biological process: retrograde vesicle-mediated transport, Golgi to endoplasmic reticulum; intra-Golgi vesicle-mediated transport; intracellular protein transport.
UUAAUAUUGUUGUAAUUCCUAUAUUUAGUUUUUAAAAAUGUCGCUUCAUAUGGGAUUUACGAAAAAGCUAGAACUUAGAACUGAGAAGGUCAAAUCGGUCGACCUUCACCCAUCCGAGCCAUGGGUGGCCUCAGCAAUGUAUAACGGCUCCCUUACAAUUUACAAUUAUAAUACUCAGGCCUUGGUUAAGAAGAUAGAAAUGUCAGAUGCGCCUCUGAGGUGUUGUAAGUUUGUUCCUAGGAAGCAGUGGAUCGUUGCUGCAGGUGAUAAGAUGUGUAUUUGGGUUUAUAACUACAAUUCACUCGAGAAGGUCAACGUGGUAGAGGGUCAUAAGGACUAUGUACGAUAUUUGGAUUUACAUUCGACAUUGCCUUACGUAAUCAGCUGUUCGGACGAUAUGACUGCCGUUUUAUGGGACAUAGAUAAGGGAUGGGAGAAACUUGCAGUUUUUGAAGGGCACUCACACUAUGUAAUGAUGGCAAAAUGGAGCCCAAAGGACCCUAACAUCUUUGCAACAUGCUCCCUUGAUAAGACUAUUUCAUUCUGGAGAGUUACGCUCACCUCUACAAACCAAACUCUGCCUCCUAACCCUUCAAACACUGCUAACACUUCUGCAGCACCUGUUACCAGUAGCGCUAACACCGUUGUUAGUAAUGUGAGCUCUGGAAAGUCUAAAAGUUCAAAGGGAAAAGGUGGAAAUAAGCCUUACUUUACCCUCACAGGGCACGAACGUGGAGUUAACUGCAUUGACUUUUGCUCAAAUUUGUCGUUCCCUUACAUCAUCUCCGGCUCUGACGACUGUACCAUAAGGGUUUGGGACUACCAAACCAAGCUUUGUCUACAGGUGUUAAAAAAACACUUUAAGCCUGUUUCCUGUGUAGUAUAUCACCCCCGGCUUCCCAUCAUCCUAUCCACAGGUGAGGACGGAGAUUUCAACGUGUGGAACUCAAACCUUUACAAGAUUAAAAGGUCAGUAAAUUAUGGUUACGGGCAGCUUUGGCACGUGGCAAGUAACACUACAGAUACUGCACUGGCCAGUGAUUCGGGUGUUUGUGUUCUUGAACUCGCAGGCGGGAAGCCACUGGCCUCAAUGUACUCUAACAAACUCGUGAUGGUCAAAUCCUCUGACAUUCUCACAUGUAACCUAACCUCCUCAGUCACUGAUCUCUCAAACCAUGACCCGUCACACUCUUUAAACUUAUCGUUCAGAAAUAUCGGUUCAUCAGAGUUUUUUCCACAGGAAGUUUCACAUCACCCGAACGGCCGUUUUAUUUGUUUAUGCGGUGAUUCAGAAUAUAUCAUCUACACUUCUCAAGGCAUGAAGAGUAAAACGUUUGGAAAGGCGUCACAAUUUGUAUGGUCAUUUGAAGGUGAUUAUGCAACGUAUGACGGAUUUGAAGUUAGCGUGUUUUCGGAGUUCACACUUAGAGAGAAGCUUGACUUACAGCAAGUACAGGUACAGAAAUUACAUGGAGGAAGGUUACUUGGAGUGUCAACUGAUGUUGAUAUUCUGUUUUACACAUGGCCACCAUGCAUGCCAGUGAAGCGUUUUUCACUACAAGUCGAUGAUAUUUACUGGCACCCUUCCUCUAAUAGACUAGCACUUGCAUCGCAACUGGCAACUUACAUAUUAUCCUAUAACCUUGACGCCCCAAGUAGUAACCGAUCAAGCAAGUUUGGAGGAACUUACGGCGAGGAUUUGAACGAGAACGAGACUGAAGAAUUUGAAGAGGAAAACUUUCAAUUUGAGAAGGAGUUGGUAGAAAGAAUAACAAGUGCAGUGUGGGUUAACGACACCUUUUUGUUCGUUACUUCAAACUCACACUUGUCUAUGUAUUUGGCUGGGAAUACCGAGACCCUUGUGUACCUUGACAAGCAUCUCCACUUGGUAGGGUAUUUGCCUGAAACUCAGCUUGUAUAUUUAUGCGAUGAUUCAGUAUACGGGUAUCACCUGCCCUUUUCUUACCUCCAGUUCCACUCAAAGCUCUACCACUACACGCAGGUGUUAAACUCAGUUUCAAAAGAUGAGCACUCUGAGUUCGAGGACGAGGAACUCUCAAUCGCAAAAAACGAACUCAAACAGUCUUUGGCAAAGGUUGACGAGAAAAUGAGAGAGAAUGCAAGCAGGUUCCUUCAGCUCUUCGGAGAGUACGAACUCGGGCUUUUAUGCACUGAUAACCCAGACCUCAAAUUUGAACUCCACCUCAAACUCGGAAACGUUAACCAGUGCCUUAAACUCUUAUUAUCAGAAUCACUCAACCUCACCCAAUCACCUGAUCACACAGUUAAUCACCAAAAUGCUGAUUUGGGCACUGUUGACCUUGAAAACGUUGAUAUGGAUACAGUUAGUAUGGAUAAUGUCAAUGUUGAUGUAAUAAUGGGCUUGGAUGAUAUGUUGAAGAGGAAAUGGAAGAGACUUGGAGAUUACUGUCUUAAAAGUUCCCAGAUUAAGGUUGCUAAAUUGUCAUACCAAUACUCGAAUAACAUGCAAAACUUACUCGUUUUACAUACCCUUACAGGCGAUCUUGAGGGAGUAAGAUACGUGGCACAAACUGCGUUAUUAUCAAAGUUGCACAAUGUAGCAUUUACGGCCUUUUAUAUGCUAAACGAUAUCGACUCUUGUAUUCAAAUAUUGCAUAUGGUUAAUCGACAUGCUGAAGCUACAUUUAUGGCAAGAACAUAUAGACCGCAUUUACUAAAAAGCUCAUUUAAUAAAUGGAGUGACAAUUUAAAAAAUAAGAAUGUGCAAUUGAUGGAACCGUUGGUGGAUAAUGAUGAGAAGGUGGAUUUGAGUGACUUUAAGUUCGAGUUCCCGGAUGCCUCGCAGUAUUUAAAGUAUAAAGACGCCCUUUUCUCAGACUUUGCAAAGCAAAAUGAACAAAAGAACGACACACUUGACUUGUAAUUUUAUUAAAAUGAUUAAUUUCAUAAUAAUGUA